AUGCUCUCUCAUCACCACAAAAACUCAUCCCUUUGGGUGCCAGGCCGACCACCGGUAACACAAACGCUAACCCAGUUGAACCCGUUGCAAGUCUUUCAACGAGAACAAGCGCCUAUUGAAGAUUUCCGACAUGUUCAACCAAACGCCAUUCACCAAGCCGAGCGCUAUUGCACACCGAACUACAAGAAGUACAAGAACAAUCGAAUCUCGACCACCAAGUACACCCUGCUAACUUUCCCCUUCAAAAACCUCUGGGAACAGUUUCAUCGAUGGGCGAAUUGGUUCUUCGUCAUUAUCAUUGUUCUAAACUUGUUCCCCGAAUUCGCAGCAUUCAACCGCUUUCUUGGUAUCAUCCCAGUAGCUUGUAUUUUGAUAGCCACAGCGAUCAAGGAUAUUUUCGAAGAUUUACGACGAUAUCGAAUGGACAAAAAGAUUAACGAAUCCACGUGUUUAGUUUGGGAUCAUGUGCAUCUGCAAUUCCGCCGAAUGCAAUGGCAGCACAUCCUCGUCGGCGACUAUGUCCACAUCUCGAACAAUGAACUUUUCCCAGCGGACAUCCUUUUGUUAAGAUCUUCAGAUGCUUCGGGAACUUGCUUCAUUGAGACGUCGAAUCUCGACGGAGAGACUUCGUUGAAGCAAAAAGCUGUCCCAAAAACAAUCGUCUCUUUGUCAGAAGAUCAAAACACGAAAUUCCAAGACCUUCACCCGAAGAUGCCGAUCGAUCAUCACUGUAUGCAUCCAUCGAAAAGCCUUCAAGAGAUGUGUGGCUAUGUAGAGGAUGCGCAGAGGCAAAAGGAGAACUUUAGCAAAGAUCACAUGUUGUGGAGAGGAUGCCGCUUGAGGAACACGACUUUCGUCGAGGGAUUAGUUUUAUAUGCUGGCCCUGACACAAAAGUGAUGUUAAACAACGGUCGACCGAAGCCGAAACGCUCGCAGAUUGAGCACCUCACGAACAAGUUCAUCCUCGUCUGCUUUUUAAUCUUAAUUAUUAUGUGCAUGAUUGGCUCAGCCGGUUCAGCGAUCACUACCGCGCAAAAUCACAAUCGGAAUGGAUCUGCGAUCUACGAGACUGAACCCGAGAAUCCAUGGUGGCAAGAGGGGAUUUACAGCAUUGGCACCUUCAUCAUCAACUAUCAGGUCUUAGUGCCAUUGUCCCUUUACAUCACUGUCGAGUUGAUCAAACUGGGAUUGGUGUUUCUGAUGCAACAAGACGUGCAUCUUUACCACGGUGAAAAGGAUCAACGAGUGCAAGUGCGAAACUUGACAAUCCCGGAGGAGUUGGGUCAAGUGACACACGUGUUAAGCGACAAGACGGGCACCGUCACCGAGAAUAUCAUGAUUUUUCGAAGAUGCGCUUUCGACAAUUUCGACUACGGAACGCCGGCUGGUGUUCAUGCUCAUCAGCGUUUACCCUCAACAGGUCUUCAUCCAACCGACGAGUUGAGAGUUCGCGUUCUUUCCACGUGGCGUCUCGAUGAGAGUUUACAAAAUUUCUUUACCAAUUUGGCUAUUUGCAACACGGUGGUGGUGAAUAGAGAGCAUCGAGAUAUGUUAGAGGUUGGCCAAUACGAGGACGGAGUGUACACGAUUGACAACUCCUCUUUCUACACGGUCACCGAGCCCGAAUUCCUCGAGCGACAAGAGAGAUAUCGGAUUCAUAAAGAACGCGCGAUUCGUUUCGUCGAUGAAGAAGAACCAGUACCCAAUUGGCAGGCAGUGAUCUCAAACUCGGACACGACUCUCGACGCGAUCACCUCCGAAGACGAGGAAGAGAAUAGUGAUGAAAAGUCGGCCGGUCAACGCCUUUCCCGGGUUUCGACUUUCUCCCAACGCCUCUCGCACAGCAUCCGCAAUUUCCUACCGAGAAUCAGUAGCAUAAUCUCUUCACCCGCCUCUUCUGUGCACAACUUUCGCCACAAACAUCAUAAAGGACCAAAGACGAAAAAAGAGAGUCGCUACGAGGCCGAAAGUCCCGACGAGUUGGCUCUAGUUGAGGGUGCUGCUCAAUACGGAUUCGUGCUGCAGGAGCGCGGCGCCACUCACGUCACCCUGCAAUUCCCCGAUCAACAAAAUCAAAGAAUCGAGGUCCUCCGAGUGCUCCCCUUUGACGCGAAUCGAAAGCGAAUGUCCAUUAUCAUCAAGGGGAAAUCGGGACCAAUUCUGUAUACAAAGGGCGCCGACGCCUCGAUGUUGACCCGUUUGCGAGACGGGGCAACUCCGCCCGUCUUUGAUGAAUCAGAAAAUGAAACCUCGUCAGCUCGGUCGAUCGGUGCCUCGCAAAUGUCACCCGAUAAGGCUCGUGCUCUGCUUGGACACUAUGCUGGAAAAGGAUUACGCACUCUCGUCUAUGGGAUGCGACGGUUAACAUGGGAUGAGUACCAGGAAUUCUCAUCAGCUUACCAAUUUAUCGAAAUGGACACCACCUCGGAGAGGGAAAUGAUGUUGGCGCAGAAAGCUGAUGAGAUUGAGAGCAACUUGACGUUGUUGGGAGUGACCGGAGUGGAGGAUAAGCUACAAGAAGGAGUCUCCGAUACGAUCUCCUCUCUACGCGAGGCCGGUCUUCAAGUCUGGCUACUAACCGGAGACAAGUUGGAAACCGCUGAAAAUAUAGCCCGUUCUUGUGGUCUUUUCGAUCCACGACAUCCUGAAGUCAACGUCUCAACGCGCGACGAUUUGCCGAACAUUUCUGGAAUUGGACGGUGUAACAUCAAACUCAACCCGCAAGCAUUGACGAUCUUGAAGGAAAACGAUACAACUUUGUUGGACAUUGUGCAGAGAAGUGCUUCCGUUCUCUGCUACCGGAUGACCCCGUCCGAGAAAAGCGAAGUGGUGGCUUGUGUGAAGAAGAAUUUCGGUGGUCGUGUGCUGGCGAUUGGUGAUGGAGCCAACGAUGUGCCGAUGAUCCAAGCGGCCCACGUGGGCGUUGGUGUGAGUGGAAAUGAGGGAAUGCAGGCAGUGAUGGCUUCUGACUUCGCGAUCGCUCGUUUCCGUUUCCUCAAGCGUCUCCUAUUGAUUCACGGGCACUGGAACUACGAUCGAAUCGCGAACACAUACUUGUAUUUUCUCUACAAAAACGCUCUUCUCGUUUUCAUCAUCUUCUUUUGUCAAUUCUAUUCGCUAUACUCGGGGGAAAGCCCGAUGGAUCCGAUCUACUCGAUGCUUUACUCAAUCGUUUUCACAAGCGUUCAACCGAUCAUUUACGGAAUGUACGAUCAAGCGUACGAAGGUCGUUUGUUAAUAGAGAGACCAUCGUUGUACCGUAAAACAAUGGAAGGACAGUGCUAUUCAUGGAAACUUUUCUUUUUCAAUAUUUUGGAUGCUCUUUAUCAGGCAGCCGUUUGUUACUACUGUGCUCAUAUUUGGGCAGUGAAUACAAGUGUGGGUCUUUGGGAAUUCGGGUUCGUUCUCGCCACCUCAAUGUUUUUGUGCAACACUUUUCACUUGGCUCUAGAAGUUCGUUGUUGGACUUGGCCGAUUUGGGUGAUUUUCGCUUUCUUCACGGUUCUUCAUUUUGUAUUUUUCUUGGCUUAUCACGCGGUAAUUGGUCCCUGGAGUGGUCUUUAUGGACCACCGGUUCUCGUUUCUUUUCGCUUAAUGAUGCAAGCUAGCUUCUACAUUGUUGAACUCUUAACUGUUGUCACAGCUUUAAUCCCAAGGCUGCUUUAUCGAGUUUACCUCAGUAAAUUGGAAGGUAAAUUAGGAAGCGAACUCUCAUUUUGUGGGCUCAGCAUU
Mesorhabditis belari is the source of this 3732-nucleotide messenger RNA. NCBI's taxonomy places the organism in Eukaryota, Metazoa, Nematoda, Chromadorea, Rhabditida, Rhabditidae. The record is from the annotation of a GenBank genome assembly.